This is a messenger RNA of Lonchura striata (white-rumped munia), 3358 nucleotides long. It is a transcript of the gene TMED5, whose product is annotated as transmembrane p24 trafficking protein 5. Lineage: Eukaryota; Metazoa; Chordata; Aves; Passeriformes; Estrildidae. The record is from RefSeq and is a predicted model, not a curated record.
CUCGUCGGUGCGCGCGCGCGGGGCUCGGCGCUGCGGGGCGCUGCCGCGAUGGGGCCGCGGCUGCUGCUGCUGCCGCUCGGGUGCCUCGCGCUGCUGCUGCCGCCUCCGCCCGGCGCCGCCGAGUUCAGCCCCUCCCUGGACAGCGACUUCACGUUCACGCUGCCCGCCGGCCGCAAGGAGUGCUUCUACCAGCCCAUGCGCAAGGAGGCCUCGCUGGAGCUCGAGUACCAGGUUCUAGACGGAGCGGGAUUAGAUGUUGAUUUUCAUCUGCUCUCCCCAAAAGGUGAAACUCUAGUUUUUGAUGAAAGAAAAUCAGAUGGAGUUCAUACUGUGGAAACAGAAGAUGGAGAUUACAUGUUCUGCUUUGACAACACAUUCAGUACCAUUUCUGAAAAGGUGAUUUUCUUUGAAUUGAUCCUGGACAAUAUGGGAGAAGACGGUCAGGAUGAGGAAGACUGGAAGAAAUAUGUUACAGGCACAGAUCUCCUAGACAUGAAGUUGGAAGAUAUUCUGGAAUCCAUCAACAGUGUCAAAGCCAGAUUAAGUAAAAGUGUCCAGAUUCAGACCCUGCUCAGAGCAUUUGAGGCUCGUGACCGAAACAUUCAAGAAAGCAACUUUGACAGAGUGAAUUUCUGGUCCAUGGUCAACUUGGGAGUAAUGGUGGUGGUAUCAGCUGUUCAGGUUUACAUGUUGAAAAGUCUCUUUGAAGACAAGAGGAAAAGUAGAACUUAAUAUUCAUUAAUGUUCUUAUUAUAAUCAUAACAAUAUAACAGGUAUGGGGCAGAAGGGGAGCAAUAAACUACAGUAAAGACAAUAAACAUCUUUCAGAUUCUUUUGAACAGACAGUAAAAAAUCAGGUUUUCAAUUCUUAUUGGACAUUUUGGAUGUGAUAGUGCUGGUCUUGUUUGUGUUUGGAGGUUUUCUGUUGUUUUUUGUGGUGGUUGGUUGUUUUUUUUUUAAACACAGACAUAAGGCCUCUUUCCAAGCUCUCCCAUUUUUCCAAAUGCUACUAUUUUUUAUACUUUUAGGAUUUGUUAAUGAUUGUUAAUUCCUACCUUAUGCAUACCACACUUGGUGCAUAUGCAAAGUAAUGUUAAUAUAACUGUCAUUGUCUUCAUUUUCACAAAAGUUCUAGUAACUUAGACAUUGGUUUAGUUGCUGUUAAAUACUGAGUGAAUUUACAUGUGCCUAAGUUUACAGAAUUGGUAGUUACUGUCAUUUUUCUUCAAAGUUACAUGUUUCUUAAAAUCCUUAGUUUUUGUUCUUUGGCAUCAUGAAGAAACACUGGGCUAACUGUGUAAGAACAUGAAAUCUCUUUUUAUAACAGAUGACUAAUAUCAGCACUUUAAAGAAAAGCACCAUCAAUGUGAAAUUGAGGCAGUCUUGAAAAACAAUUGGAGAAAAUAAAUACAAUUGCUGUUCAUAAAUCCUUCUGUCCUCUAGUUGCAAAAUCCUGUUCUCCUUUUUGGUUGUUAGAUGAGACAAGUGACUGUGUGGUACACAAACAAAUACAGGCACAUGUUGAAGUAUGAUUUGCAAGUUCUUAGUUACUGUAACCUCAUGUAAUAGAUAAUUAUUUACAAAGUAAUUUCUCAUGUUUAAUCCUUUUAAUAAAGGCAGGGGGUGUUCAUGGUGUGCCAAAACAAACAUUGAUUGUUGUAGUCUCAAAAUCCCACUUUAUUACAACUGUGACUAAUGUUACAGUCAGGUACAGACUUACAAAGGCAUAUAAAACCAAAGCUGUUCACCUCAACCUGAACUUUUUUUGCUCAACCUCACAAGUCUUUCAGCUGUAUAAGCACAUUCUUCACAUAACCCAUGUUUCUGUACCUAGCUGUUCAUCUUAAAAAGGCACAAAUCACAGGAGCAGGAAGUACAGGCCUCAAGUUUUAUGAUCAACUGAAUAUGUAGUAUCACUAAGGCAAAGCUAGUACCAAAUCAGAAAUUUAUAAUACCUGGCUAAGUGGCUUUUAACAGUGUUGUGAAGGUAUAGUUUUUGCCAAAACCCCUGGUGUGUGAAAAUUAACUUUUAAAGUAGUUUCAAGUUAGUACUUUUUACAAUGUGCCAAGUCUUUUAUAAAUGUGUUAACUGCAUUUCAGCAUAAGAGUUUUUUAAAAACUUUAUUAAAAACACUUUUUUAAAAGGUGUUUUCAAGGGUAUAUGUUCUGCCUGUUGUGGAGUCGUCUGUAUGAAUGGCAGUUACAACUUUGAGACUUUCUGUGAUUAAAGUGUUUUAUGAAUAAAAACAGGGUCAAUAGGUGCAUUGAAGAAAUAUGUUGUUCAAAUGAAAGAGAUACUAGCAAGGGCUACAGAACAUAGAAACAGCACUUCAGCUUCAACUUCAGAGAAGAGGACCUAGCAAUAAUAUUUCUAAAUAGUUUUUAUAAGCAAAAUUAUUAUUAUUGCAGAACUUGUUAUAGAGGGCUCCAAAGGCUGUCAGGCUACUUCAUCUUUCUGCAAAGCUGUGUCCAGAAUAAGACUGUACCCCUUUAAGGUUUUGUGUAUCUUACUUCUAUAUGAUGCUUUCUAUUCUUAACUGCCCAGAAAUAGAAAGUUUGUUUCUGUGAUAAGAACAAUGUCUAGGAAAAAAUAAUUCUUUCAGCUAGAGUAGCAGUCCCUCUCCCAGUAGCACUAUACCAUGUUAACAUCUUUGCUUGCAUCACCAUGUGUGAUGCUCCAAACCACCUGCAAAAUGCUAAACCAGCUUUGAGAAGGUGUGACAAAGACAUCUACCUCUGCUCUCCAAGCUACUAGAGUCAAGGUUUCAGCUUAGAACUUCCAACAGAUAUGCUCUGCCAAGUUUUCCAAGGGCACCUUAAGGGAUUGGGUUCCCCAGCUGCUCUGCUGUGCCUGUGUAGCUACACACCAGUGGCAAAACAGUUUGGUGUCCCAGUUGAACCUGCUACUGGAUGCAGCAUGCUCUGAUCAGACUGCUGCAGGUCAGUGUCUCCUGUUACAAACAGCCAUCUCUGGGAGAAGGAAAAUGCAACAAUCUGCAGCAGAAUUCAUCUGGAAGAAAUUACUAUUUUGCAAUGAAGAGCUCUGACUGUAUUUGCUUUUCAUUUGAGGUCCACUAUAGAAAAUGAAAGAGGGAAUAACUAGAAAGGUUCAUUGACUUUGGCAGCUGGAAUGUUUACGAUAGGUGAAGGAUUUGGUAUUCAAACUUGCAGUUAAGUAAAAUUGUACUUGGAUUUUGAAGAGUAGAUUGCUUUUGACUGUAUAAAAUUUACAAAGGAGAAUAUAAAUUACCGUUUUUUUUCUUAAUGGACUUUUUAUUCAGAAUUAAAUGUUUUAAGACUUGGAGAUGUUGAAUAAUUAUGCAAAACUGAGAUUUUCAAUAAAUCAAGUUUAAACCUG